AUGAUUGCACGUCGCGUUUGGAUGGCUGCUUCCACAGCAGUGCGUGGUCGUCGUAAUGCAUCCACGGUCGCUCUUCAAGAUCUAAAGACGCGUUGGCCUGCCAUGUCCACCACUGAACAAAAUACCAUUGCAAAAGAGUUAGAAGAGGUUCAAAAACAGGAUUGGAACGUCAUGUCCACUGAAGACAAAAAGGCUGCAUACUAUAUUGCUUUUGGUGAGCAUGGCCCACGUACACCGGUCGUUCAGCCUGGUGAUCAUACAAAGGUCGCAGGUGGUGUUGUUGCUGUUUUGACAACUGCUGCUACUCUUUUCUACAUCCUCGAUGCUAAUGGUCAAGAGAAGCCUAUGACUACAACACGGGAAUGGGAAGAGGCUACAAACGAGCUUUUCAAGAGAGACAAAAUCAACCCCAUCACCGGUAUUGCUUCAGAAGGCUACAAGGGCAAAGGCUAUGUUACCCACAAGUAA
Molecule: messenger RNA, 468 nt
Organism: Lichtheimia ornata
Lineage: Eukaryota; Fungi; Mucoromycota; Mucoromycetes; Mucorales; Lichtheimiaceae
Exons: 3
Coding region: 1-468 (155 amino acids)
Biological process (GO): mitochondrial electron transport, cytochrome c to oxygen
Source: RefSeq, a predicted model, not a curated record